AUGGCUCUCCUGUCCCGCUUCGCGCCAUCUUCCGAUGUGGCAGUUCCUGGCCAGCUGAGCCUUAGCAAGUUAUUGCUGCUUGGCUUCGGAAGCCUGGCAGCUGGUGGCGCAGUCCUUUGGUCGCUCUCCAGGUGCUUCAGGUGGAGUCGCCCAAGGCAAGUGCGCAUUGCCAGCCUUUAUGUUUACCCCAUCAAAGGCUGCAAAGGGCACCGGCUACCCAAAGCGCGUCUCACAAAGUGGGGUUUGGAAGAUGACCGUGUGUACAUGAUCGUGAACGAGAAGAUGGAAUUCGUGUCGCAGCGGGAACUACCCAAAAUGGCUCUGAUCCAUCCAGACUUGCCGACCGCAAGUGGCCUCAAGCUGCGUGUCGCUCCAGAGGUUGGACAGGGGGUGGAGCCCCUUCUGGUGCCGUUGAAGCUGGAUGGCCCUGAGAAGAAGGUCCGCGUUUGGGAGGACUGGGUGCCCGCAAUCGACCAAGGUGAUGAGGUUUCAAAGUGGCUCUCGAGCUUCCUGCGCACUGAUGGCCUGCGGCUAGUAAGAAUCGCCAAAACGGCACAGCGCAUCACCGAUCCCAAGUAUGGCACUGGGGAGACCGCCUUCUCAGAUGGCUUUCCUGUGCUCGUUACCUCCCAAGCUUCCAUUGAUGCGAUUCGCAGGAAAGUGCUGAGGGAAGGUGGCCCGGCCGUGGGAAUCGAGCGCUUCCGGCCUAACAUCCAUGUUGAAGGGUGUGGGGCAUUUCAAGAGGAUGAAAUGCGGUCCCUGUCUCUGCCUGGAGUACAGCUGCCGUUGGUGAAACCGUGCUCCCGAUGUACCGUCCCUGGCAUUGACCCACAGACUGGGACCAGGACAAAGCAGACUGGCGGUGCGGUCACGAAAACCUUGAGGGAACAUCGUUCAGGACAGUUGAUGGCCAAAAGCGCUGCGCUGCAUCAAGCCUUCUUCAGCGAGUCCAAGAGGGCAGAUGAUGUCUACUUUGGACAGAAUGCACUAGUUUUUCUGGACAAGGCUGUCGGGACGGAGAUAGCUGAGGGUGACCUGGCAGCCGUCACUUGGUAG
Symbiodinium pilosum is the source of this 1056-nucleotide messenger RNA. The record is from the annotation of a GenBank genome assembly. Lineage: Eukaryota; Dinophyceae; Suessiales; Symbiodiniaceae.